AUGCAGCCUCCUCGGAACCCCAAAGAAGUCCAAAAGCUCACCAGCAUGAUCACCGCCUUGAACCAUUUUAUCUCUCGCUCGGCGGACAGGUGUAAACCUUUCUUCCUCUUAUUAAACAAGUGGAAAGGGUUCGAGUGGAUUGAAGAAUGCGCCUUAGCCUUCCAGCAGCUUAAGGAGUAUCUGUCUCGGCCGCCAAUCAUGUCCAGUCCUGAAGCCGACGAGGUUCUAUUCGCCUACAUUGCUGUGGCCCCUCACGCAGUGAGCCUAGUGCUGAUCCGGGAGGACAAUGGCACACAACGGCUUGUCUACUACGUGAGAAAGUCGUUGCAUGAAGCAGAAAUCCGUUACCUCCCCCUGGAAAAAGUCGUCUUGGCAAUCGUACAAGCCAUGCGAAAGCUUCCCCACUAUUUCCAGGCACACACCAUUGUUGUAUUAACCCAACUCCUGCUUAGAUCAAUACUCCGGAGUACCGAUUACAUAGGAAGAAUAGCUAAGUGGGGGACCAUUCUUGGCGCCUUCGACAUUAGAUACAUGCCCCGCACCGCUGUAAAGGGCCAAGUCCUCGCAGAUCUGGUAGCUGAGUUUGCCGAGCCCUCACCAGAAGAAAGGGGAGGAGCACUGAGCACAGACGAAAAACUGGUCGGCACAGUCUCUCAGCAAGAGCCCAUUUGUUGGAAAGCAUACGUUGACGGCACGGCCAAUCAAAGAGACUCUGGGGUGGAGCUCGUCCUGAUUUCUCCCGAGGGGAAUACCAUCGAAAAAUCGCUAAGACUGGGCUUCUCAGCCACGAAUAAUGAGGUAGAAUAUGAGGCACUGUUGGAAGGAAUGUCUAUGGUCGAGAAACUGGGUGGGAAAUCCAUAAACAUGUUCUCAGACUUAAGACUUGUUGUAGGACAAGUAAAUGGGGAAUUAGAGGCACGGGAUGAAAGAAUGCAAGAAUACCUAGUCCAAGCCAAGCGCUUGCGGGCGCGUUUUAACUUUUUCAGCCUAAUGCAUGUAUCCAGGAGCAGAAACACCCAUGCUGAUUCUCUCGCCACGCUAGCCACCUUCUCGGUGCAAUGCCUACCUCAAGUUAUACUCGUGGAAGAUCUCCACAGGCCCUCGAUGGUGAAAAUCGGGUCGAUGCGUGUUCACAGUGUCAGGCCAGGGCCUAGCUGA
Messenger RNA from Quercus robur (English oak), 1158 nucleotides. RefSeq lists its product as uncharacterized. The record is from RefSeq and is a predicted model, not a curated record. The coding region runs from base 1 to 1158 and encodes 385 amino acids. Gene Ontology annotation, molecular function: nucleic acid binding; RNA-DNA hybrid ribonuclease activity. The transcript has a single exon. NCBI's taxonomy places the organism in Eukaryota, Viridiplantae, Streptophyta, Magnoliopsida, Fagales, Fagaceae.